Molecule: messenger RNA, 593 nt
Organism: Oryzias latipes (Japanese medaka)
Lineage: Eukaryota; Metazoa; Chordata; Actinopteri; Beloniformes; Adrianichthyidae
Gene: map1lc3c
Product: microtubule-associated protein 1 light chain 3 gamma
Biological process (GO): autophagy
Source: RefSeq, a predicted model, not a curated record
ACGCGGCAAUCAGCUGAUGUGUUCCAGCCGCCCGUAUUUAAGCCCCACGCGGGCUCGUCCGCGCGCUGUCUCCGACCCGGCGCUCCAUCAUGCCUCCGCUGGAGAAGAUCCCUCCGCAGAGCAAACCUUUCAAACAGAGGAAGAGCUUUGCCACGCGGAAACAAGAGGUGGCGGGAAUUAAAUCCAAAUUUCCGAACAAGAUCCCGGUCAUCAUCGAGCGCUACGACAAGGAGAGGUUCCUGCCCCCCCUUGAUAAGACUAAGUUUCUGGUGCCGCACGAGCUCACCAUGACGCAGUUCGUCACCAUCAUCAGGAACCGGAUGGCGCUGCUGCCCAGCCAGGCCUUCUACCUGCUCAUCAACAGCAGCGGGCUGCCCAGCAUGUCCCUCACCAUGGCCCAGGUCUACAAGGACCACCAGGACGAGGACGGCUUCCUCUACAUGACCUACGCCUCGCAGGAGAUGUUCGGACGCUGACGCCGCCGCCGCACUUUUACGGACUUCCGCUGUGAAUCUGCUGUAAAUAGAAAAUAUUUUUAUAAACUGACGUUUCUGUGGACUUUUAAAGAUGAAGCAAUAAAUGUUGAGCAGUGA